Messenger RNA from Musa acuminata AAA Group (dessert banana), 1277 nucleotides. RefSeq names its product cycloartenol-C-24-methyltransferase 1-like. Gene Ontology annotation, biological process: sterol biosynthetic process. Bases 65 to 1102 code for a protein of 345 amino acids. The record is from RefSeq and is a predicted model, not a curated record. Gene Ontology annotation, molecular function: sterol 24-C-methyltransferase activity. Gene Ontology annotation, cellular component: endoplasmic reticulum. The transcript is spliced from 13 exons. NCBI's taxonomy places the organism in Eukaryota, Viridiplantae, Streptophyta, Magnoliopsida, Zingiberales, Musaceae.
GAAGACUGUCCAGCUUCGCCAAGAGGGAGAAAGACUCGGUGGACAACAGAGUGGUGAUCGCGAGAUGUCGAAAUCCGGUGCUAUGGAUCUCGCUACGAGAGUGGGAGGGUCGAUCAAGAAGGAAGACGUGCAGUCCGCUGUGGAUCGGUACGAAAAAUAUCAUGUCUGCUUUGGUGGUGAAGAGGAAACAAGAAAAGCAAACUACAGUGAUAUGGUAAAUAAGUACUAUGAUCUUGCCACAAGCUUCUAUGAAUUUGGUUGGGGACAGUCAUUCCAUUUUGCUCCCAGAUGGAAAGGGGAGUCUCUUGGCGAAAGCAUUAAGCGCCAUGAGCACUUCAUUGCCUUACAACUAGGACUGAAACCUGGGAUGAAGGUUCUGGAUGUGGGUUCCGGAAUCGGUGGACCUCUAAGAGAGAUUGCUAGGUUUAGCUUAACUUCCGUUACAGGGAUCAACAACAAUGAAUAUCAGAUUUCCAGAGGAGAAGAGCUCAACCGAUUAGCGGGAUUAAGUCAUUCGUGCAACUUUGUUAAGGCUGACUUCCUGAAAAUGCCAUUUUCGGAUAACGAGUUCGACGGCAUCUACGCGUUCGAUGCACUUUGCCAUGCACCAGAUCCAGUAGCCUGCUACAGAGAGAUCUGUAGGGUGCUGAAGCCCGGCCAGUGCUUUGCCGCAUCUGAAUGGUUCAUGACCGAUCACUUCGAUCCAAACAACCAAAGUCACCAGAAAAUAAAGGCCGAAAUCGAGCUUGGCAAUGGACUCCCAGAUAUAAAGACCACAAGAGAAUGUGUUGAUGCACUGAAACUUGCAGGAUUCGAGGUCGUAUGGGCGAGGGAUCUUGCGGUGGGUUCUCCUAUACCUUGGUACUCGCCAUUGGAUGUAAACCGGUUCUCCCUCAGUGGCUUCCGCUUGACGGCUUUUGGGAGAGGGAUUACUAGAGCCAUGGUCAAGGCUCUGGAAUUUGUUCGCAUUGCGCCGGCAGGAAGCGCGAGAGUCUCAUCAUUCCUGGAGACGGCCGCCGAGGGGCUUGUGGAAGGUGGAAGGAAGGAGAUCUUCACACCAAUACACUUCUUUUUGGCCAGAAAGCCUCUCUCACGUUCUUGAGAAAGUUCAAGGCUCUGAAUUUGCUAGUUGCACAAGUGCCGUGCGAUCUCGCAAAGUCUAAAACUACAACACUGGUCAUUAACUAUUUUCGUUUUCCAACUUUGGAUGUUGUUGUUGGAAACUUUGGUUUGCAUCCUCGAGGAUCAAUAAUUACUUGGUGUUCAGUUUUCAUCUC